CGCAAAACAGGCUGGGGUGGAUCGACUCGUGCGCCUCGCUCCAGCCACGUGGGGAGCGGCUGCCCGAGCGCGCCGUACCUUGCGCGGGGCUCUUCGCCGCGCCUUCUCGCCGCCUCCGAUCCUGAGCCGGGGCGCAACCGCUCCGGACCCCCAAGGAGAAAAGGGCAUUCGGUGGACUUCGCCAGCGGGUGAGAGGCUGAACGGCGAUGUGAAACCCUCGGAAUUGCACUGGUGUUUUUCCUCCCGAGAAGAUCUGGUGUGACCGUGGUGGGGCACUGCUUUAAAAUGGCCAGCUUAGCCACUAUGGACUCUUACUUGCAAACGCUGGCGAAGAAGAUUUGCACCCAGGAAGUCCGUGAACCACAGAAAAGGAAAUUUGGAGUUCCAGGGAGCAGGCUGGGGGACGAGAGCACUCAGCCCAGGAAGAAGAAAAAGAAAGGAAAGAAUCUGAAGAAGAAAAGUACUGUGAUGGUUGCUCCGGUGAGCACAUUCAGCCAAGCGUCCCCAGCCAAACCAGCAGAUGUUAAGAAGCCGGGGUCAGCUUCUCAGAUCACACCUGGUGCCAGGGGAGAGGAAGGAAGUGGAAAAGGAACUUCUGUAGCGCCUGGUGUUACAGGAAGCAAGAGUGCACCUGGCACAAGUUUUGCAAUGGAUUUCUUGCGCCAGAGGCUACACAACAAAAUUCAAGAACUUUCUGGGAAGGGAAGUUCCAAAGCGCUGUCCCCCGCUGUGCUGGAGAAGCGCCAGCGAAGGAAAUACGAGCGAGAGAGAAAGAAACGCCGGAGGAAAGAGAUAAGGAUGAAGGAGAAAUUAGAGAAGAAAGCAACAGAAGAGGCAUCAACUGCCGUGGUUUCGGAGACCCAGCAGGUGGACAGCAAGGCUGAGGUCAUGUUUAACAGAGUGGAGGUCUGCGCAGAAGAGGAGCUUAACAAAGUGAAGAAAAAGGAAGAGAGAAAAAAAGCCAUCAAAGGCAACAUCACACCCUUGACUGGGAAGAAUUAUAAGCAACUCCUGAGCCGGUUGGAGACUCGGAAGGCCAAGCUGGAAGAGUUGAGGGCCACGGACGAGGAGAAAGCCAAGGAGUUGGAGGCCAAGAUGCAGUGGACCAACGUCCUCUAUAAGGCAGAAGGUGUGAAGAUCCGCGAUGACGAGGAGAAGCUGAAGGCAGCCCUCAAACGCAAGGAAAAGCGCAAGGCCCAGCGUCAGAGGCAGUGGGAGAAGCGGACCGAGCAAGUGGUGCAGAGGAUGGAGCAACGGCAGGAGAAGCGCCGCAAGAACCUCCGGCAGAAGAAGCUCGCCAAGAUCGAGAAGAAGAAGGCGAAAGCUCGGAAGAAAGGCCGCAUCCUGCCUGAGGAUCUGAAGAAAGCCAGCCCUAACUCAAACUGAGUUUUAACCCAGUCUGGGAUGGGUGCCUGUUUGAGUGAACAGUUUUGUGGAUUUUAGGGAAUUCAUAAAAAUCUUGCUCUGAUCAGAUGGCGUAUGGAGAUGAUGCAGCCAAGUCCAUUUUGGGUCAACUCUCGGGUUGAGAAGGACCUCAAGGGUGGAAGGUCUUUCUUUCCAAAGAAUUUGUCUAUCAAAUUACCCUUUUCGGUAAUUUAAGUCGAAUCGUGGGAUGGGAGGACGAAAUGUAUCACCUUAAUCUUGGGAGCAAAUUGAAGCAAGGAAGAGAUGAUUAAAAAUUCUACCCUGGCUGCAUUUCUCAGCUUGGUGGUUGAUUUAACCCAUGGUCUGAUUUGGUAUAAUACACAGAACCAUAAAUCGA
Messenger RNA from Python bivittatus (Burmese python), 1762 nucleotides. RefSeq names its product surfeit 6 (gene SURF6). Gene Ontology annotation, molecular function: DNA binding; RNA binding. Gene Ontology annotation, biological process: ribosomal large subunit biogenesis; ribosomal small subunit biogenesis. Lineage: Eukaryota; Metazoa; Chordata; Lepidosauria; Squamata; Pythonidae. The record is from RefSeq and is a predicted model, not a curated record. Gene Ontology annotation, cellular component: nucleolus.